UACGGUAUCGCGGUUGAUUCCGGGUCCUCAGGCUCACGUAUCCAGAUCUACUCGUGGCCUGAUCCUUCAGAAGUGUCCAAGGAGGACACUUCACAGUGGAACUCAGUGCCUAGAGUGUUUCAACAGGAGGACUGGAGCUAUAAGACCUCACCAGGGGUGUCGACGUUCGCAGACAAGCCACACAAAGUGUGGGACGAUCACUACGAGGACCUGAUCGAGUAUGCAGAGAAGAUCAUCCCGAAGGAACAGUGGAAUGAGACGCCUAUAUUUAUACUGGCAACUGCAGGGAUGAGGUUGGUGCCCAAGAAGAAGAGGGAUACGCUGCUCGAGACGAUCUGUGAAAAGGUUGGGAAGAAGAGUGAGUUCUUACUGGAAAACUGUGCUGAGCAGGUUCAAAUCAUCGAUGGCGAGACGGAAGGUUUGUAUGGCUGGAUCAGCUUGAACUACUUGCUGGGCCAGAUGGAUGAUUACGACGUGAGUAGCGAAGAGAGCAACGAUUCACUACGCCCGAGUUACGGGUUCAUGGAUAUGGGUGGUGCCUCCACCCAGAUCAGCUUUGUUCCGUACUCCAGGGAAGAAAUCGUCAAGCAUAGAGAUGACAUAUCAACGGUGUACCUACGGAAUGUUGGUGGUGGUGUUCAGCAAUGGGACGUAUUUGUCAGUACGUGGCUAGGAUUUGGUGCCAACGAGGCGAGGAAGAGAUACUUGAAGAAUCUGAUCAAUAUACUACCUGAGCUGAACAACAGCAACGAUGAGGACGAUUUCAACACGAAGGCUGUUAAUGACCCGUGUUUACCACGCGGCGCAAAGCUAGACUUCCUCCACUUGAAGCAUUCCUACGAGAUCAUAGGCUCUGGUGAUUACGAGAGCUGUUUGAAAACCACGUACCCCUUGCUGCUGAAGAAUCUACCUUGUACUGAGACUCCAUGUCUGUUCAACGGCGUCCAUGCACCAGAGAUUGACUUCCAAAGGGAUAAAUUCGUUGGCAUCUCUGAGUAUUGGUACACAGCAAAUGAUGUCUUUCACAUGGGUGGUGAGUACAACUUCCUACAAUUCAACGAGAAGGUGAAGUCCUUCUGCGAAAGUGAUUGGUCAGAGAUCCAAAAGAACUCAGAGCAAGGUGCCUAUAACAACGUUCCAACUUCGAUAUUGAUAGAUGCAUGCUUCAAGGCCAAUUGGGUCAUCAAUGUAUUACACGAGGGGUUCAACCUACCUCGUGUAGGCAUUGAGGAGAAACACUCAACUUCUGAAGAGGCCGACUUGGAGUAUAAACCCCAUAUCCCCUUCCAAUCUGCUGGAAGCAUCAAAGGUGCAGAGUUAUCGUGGACCCUGGGAAGGAUCUUGCUGUAUGCCUCCUCUAUGAUCGCAUCUUCUGAUAAGAUCAGUGUCGGAAUAGCACCGGCCUCCAAGGAGAACAAACCUUUUGUAUACGGAGGCAUUGAUAACCCGUCGCUUUCGUCACAGCUCGGACACGGAUCGUGGAGCUUCUUACUACUGUUCGUGUUUCUCGGUGCGCUGACGCUUGCUUAUCUCUACAUGUACAAAAGAGACUCCCUCAAACGCUUUCCCACUAUCUUCACGCAAAUCACAUCAAAAUUGAAGGCCAAGUACAACCAUUACCGGUAUCUCAAGCUGUCGACACAGGAGCAGACAGACCUGGAGUCCGGA
Molecule: messenger RNA, 1668 nt
Organism: Williopsis jadinii
Lineage: Eukaryota; Fungi; Ascomycota; Saccharomycetes; Phaffomycetales; Wickerhamomycetaceae
Gene: YND1
Product: apyrase
Exons: 1
Biological process (GO): nucleoside diphosphate catabolic process
Cellular component (GO): membrane
Molecular function (GO): nucleoside diphosphate phosphatase activity
Source: RefSeq, a predicted model, not a curated record